Chroicocephalus ridibundus (black-headed gull) is the source of this 2014-nucleotide messenger RNA. RefSeq names its product microtubule associated protein RP/EB family member 3 (gene MAPRE3). Gene Ontology annotation, cellular component: spindle midzone; cytoplasmic microtubule; microtubule organizing center. The record is from RefSeq and is a predicted model, not a curated record. Bases 302 to 1159 code for a protein of 285 amino acids. Lineage: Eukaryota; Metazoa; Chordata; Aves; Charadriiformes; Laridae. The transcript is spliced from 8 exons. Gene Ontology annotation, biological process: regulation of microtubule polymerization or depolymerization; spindle assembly; protein localization to microtubule. Gene Ontology annotation, molecular function: microtubule plus-end binding.
CGGAGCGGCGCGUGCCCGCCCGCGGGGAGGCGGCGUUGGCGCAUGCGCGGGCGGCCCGGUCGGUCCCGGCCCGGUCCCGGCGGUCCCGGCGCGGAGCGGAGGCAGCGGAGCGGCCGCGGGCCGAGCGCGAGCACGCCGGCCCGGCGAGGGCUGCGGCGUGGGACGCUGGUGUCCGCCGUCGGUGCUGGACGACCUCCGCGCGCCCCGGCAGCGCCGGCGGGACGGGGCUGAGCCACGCGCCCCAGCGUUUUGUUCGCCGUUAGGCCUUGAUUAGCAGCUCGGCAGCAGCCGGACAAUUAAAAUGCAGCGCUGGGGCAUGGCCGUCAAUGUGUACUCCACGUCAGUGACCAGCGAGAACCUGAGCCGCCAUGACAUGCUCGCCUGGGUCAACGACUCCCUCCAGCUCAACUACACCAAGAUCGAGCAGCUCUGCUCAGGGGCUGCCUACUGCCAGUUCAUGGACAUGCUGUUCCCCGGCUGCGUCCACCUGCGGAAGGUGAAGUUCCAGGCCAAGCUGGAGCACGAGUACAUCCACAACUUCAAGGUGCUGCAGGCCGCCUUCAAGAAGAUGGGAGUGGACAAGAUCAUCGCGGUGGAGAGGCUGGUGAAGGGCAAGUUCCAGGACAACUUCGAGUUCAUCCAGUGGUUUAAGAAGUUCUUCGACGCCAACUACGACGGGAAGGAGUACAACCCGCUGCUGGCGCGGCAGGGCCAGGACGUCGCGCCCCCCCCAAACCCAGGUGAUCACAUCUUCAACAAACCCAAGAAACCCAUUGGCACUGCAGUCCCCCAGAGGACCUCCCCCACCGGCCCCAAGAGCACGUCGAACCCGGCCCGUCUCAGCAACGUCCCCAGCAGCAUCCUCCGGAAAAACUCCCCCGCGGCACGUAACGGGGGCACCGAGGCCGAUGCGCAGAUCCUGGAGCUCAACCAGCAGCUGAUGGACCUGAAGCUGACGGUGGACGGGCUGGAGAAGGAGCGGGAUUUCUACUUCAGCAAACUGCGGGACAUCGAGCUCAUCUGCCAGGAGCACGAGAACGAGAACAGCCCCAUCAUCACCGGCAUCAUCAGCGUCCUCUAUGCCACGGAGGAGGGCUUCGCCCCACCAGAGGACGACGAGCUGGAGGAGCAGCAGCCAGAGGAGCAGGACGAGUACUAGCCCCGGCACGCUCCCCCGCCCCGCGCCGUUCCCCCACCAUAGACAUUCGAGGUCUGAGCCCCGCGCGCCUCGCCCCGCACUGUCACACGCCAUCGUCGUCUCCGGUGGCCGGGCCCGCGGCCUCAGCGUCCAGCAGCUCCGGUGGGAAGCCACAGUCUCCAUAAUAAAUCGAUGUCCAUCGGGCGCGGAGCACGGCUCUACCUACGCCAGGGGCCGGGGGGGUGGGGACAGGCUCUGGCCGCUGCGCCCGGGGCCCGGCCCUCGCCACCCCCACCCUGUAUUUAUUUCCAUUGUCCCCUCCGGUGCCCCCACCUGCCCUGCUGCCUGCGAGCCAGAGGGAAAGAACGAGUCCUGGGGGGCGUUUGCCCCGGGGGGGAGCGCGCUCGCCCGCUGCCUGCACCCUGCCAGCCCCGCAGCCCAGGGAUGGGGCCGGUGGUGGCCCUGGGACCACUGCACGGGGGGAGGUUGGUGGCCACCCGGCAGCCUGCGGGGAUGCGGCGCGGAGGAGGGAGGUGUUGCUUCAGGUUCCUGGGAAGAUGAAAAAUAAUCCCCAGCCCGGGUGAGGAUGCAGCCGCCUGCCCGCACGGGUGGGCAGCAGGGGGGCGGGGGGACAUGGCCACCACAGGCCAGAACGGAGGAGCCCAGGGUGGGAGCCCGUCCCCGCUGCGGACCCCUCCCCUCGCCCGUGGCCACCGAGGAGCCCCCGGGGCCGGCCGGGUCUGGCGGCAGCACACGCAGCGCCGGCCCCGGCCAUCGUCCCCCUGUCGCAUCGCUUGUCUGGUCCCUCACUCCGGUUGCAACAGCCUGCAUCUGUGUUAACGUUUUAUUUAAAAUAAACUCGUGUGGUAAAACCUG